Messenger RNA from Corvus hawaiiensis (hawaiian crow), 4496 nucleotides. It is a transcript of the gene CHPF, whose product is annotated as chondroitin polymerizing factor. The record is from RefSeq and is a predicted model, not a curated record. Gene Ontology annotation, cellular component: Golgi cisterna membrane. The transcript is spliced from 4 exons. Gene Ontology annotation, molecular function: glucuronosyl-N-acetylgalactosaminyl-proteoglycan 4-beta-N-acetylgalactosaminyltransferase activity. NCBI's taxonomy places the organism in Eukaryota, Metazoa, Chordata, Aves, Passeriformes, Corvidae. Bases 535 to 2517 code for a protein of 660 amino acids.
GGGAGAAUUAAACCUGAAAGUCAUUGUGAGUGCAACAGCAGGAGGCCGUGGUGGGGAGGGGGACACAACCAGCUCCUUGCUGACUUCAGCAACCUGUGUGGGGCCUGGCAUCCCCAGGGAGGUCAGCACGGGCUCUCCUGCCUGCCUGCUCUAGAGCAGUAUGCCUGGCAGGGGUGGCAGGAAGGUGCUUCCCAGUUCAGCACCUGGGUGGGGCUGGGGCUAACCUCGUGGUUGGGGUAUCUGGUGGGUCAUGUCCCUGCUAGAGCUGGGUUGUGCAGCCCUGUUUCCUGCUUUUAGCUGUGCUCAGCCUUUUGAGAGCAUCUGUUUUGAGCUGAACUGCCCAGCUCAUGGGAAGGUAGGGUCCCCCUUGGUCUCAAGUUGACGGGGGACCUCAGCAAAGUGCUCUGCAGUGCCUCUGACACAGGCGUAGUAGCAGCUGGUGACACUGGGGUGAUGUCUUGUGUGCCUGGCUGAAGCCUGGGAGCAGUUCCUGCAGAGGAACCGAGGACCCGGUACAUCAGCACAGAGCUGGGGAUGCGGCAGCGACUCUUUGUGGGUGUGCUGACCUCCAAGAGCACGCUGAACACACUGGGGGUGGCUGUCAACCGCACGCUGGCCCACCACCUGGAGCGCCUGGUGUACUUCACAGGCACGCGGGGCCGCAAGGUGCCCCAUGGCAUGACGGUGGUGACGCACAGUGAUGAGCGGCCCAUCUGGAACAUGUACCAGACCGUCAGGUACCUUCUGGACCACUACGUGAAUGAUUUCGACUGGUUCUUCCUGGUGCAGGAUGAUACCUACACAGAGGCGCACCGCAUCAGCCGCCUGGUUGCCCACCUCAGCAUUGACACCCACCUCUACCUGGGUCGUCCUGAGGAGUUCAUCGGUGGGGACACUGAGGGACGUUACUGCUAUGGAGGGUUUGGCUACUUGCUGUCCCGCAGCCUCCUCCUGCUCCUGCAGCAGCACCUGGAGAGCUGCCGCAAUGACAUCCUCAGUGCCCGGCCCGAUGAGUGGCUGGGCCGCUGCAUCAUUGACUACACAGGUGUCAACUGUGCUGAGGAACAUGAGGGUCUGCAUUACCACUAUUUUGAGCUGGGGAAGAACGCAGACCCUGAACGGGAGACCGACCUCCGUUUCCAGAGCGCCUUCACUGUCCACCCUGUGCUGGAUCCCCUCCAGAUGUACCGGCUGCACAAGUACUUCGCACAGGUGGAGCUUGAGAGAACCUAUCAGGAGAUCCAGCAGCUCCAGAUGGAGAUCCAGAAUGCCAGCAGCCUGUCUGCUGAUGGGGAUCAUGUCGCCACAUGGCCCAUUGGCAUCCCACCCCCAUUCCAGCCCAAAACCCGCUUUGAGGUGCUACGCUGGGACUACUUCACAGAGGAGCAGGUCUAUGCCUGUGUGGAUGGCUCCCCCAAGUGUGAGCUGCAUGGUGUGGAUCUGGCGGACGUGGCCGAUGUGGUGGCCACGGCCAUGGAGGAGCUGAACCGCAAGUACCAGCCAGUGCUCCAUGUCCGCAAGCAGCAGCUGGUGAACGGAUACCGGCGCUUCGACCCCACACGUGGCAUGGAGUACACGCUGGACCUUCAGGUGGAGGUGGUCACCCAGAAGGGGCACAGCCACUCCGUCACUAAGCGAGUGCACCUGGUACGGCCCCUCAGCGAGGUGGAGAUCAUCCCCAUGCCCUACGUGACGGAGGCCAGUCGCAUCAAUGUCAUCCUGCCACUGACGGCCCACGACCGGGACUACGCUGCCCGCUUUUUGGAGACUUACGCGGCAGCCGCUUUUGAGAGCAGUGAGAAUGCAGUGCUCACCUUCCUCUUCAUCUAUGACCCCUUUGAGGCCCAGCAGGUCACCCAGAAUGACAUCUUCGCCUCUGUGAAGUCCCAGAUCACCGAGUAUGAGCGCAAGUAUGUGGACAUAAAGAUCCCCUGGAUCAGUGUUAAGACAGAUGCACCCUCCCAAAUCAAGGUCAUGGACAUUAUCUCCAAGAAGCAUCCCGUGGACACACUUUUCUUUGUGGCUGGCGUGGGGACAGAGGUCACCAUUGACUUCCUGAACCGCUGCCGGAUGAACACCAUAAACAACUGGCAGGUUUUCUUCCCCAUCCACUUCCAGGGCUACAACCCAGCCAUUGCUUACCACAACCAGGUGCCACCCACCACGCUGGACCUGCUGCGGGACAUGGGGCGCUUUGACCGUGAUGUCUUCCAUGAAGCCUGCUUCUACAACGCUGACUACAUGGCAGCACGCACCCGCAUGGCGGGGGACGUGCAGGAGAAUGAGGACAUCCUGGAGACCCUGGACAUCUACGACAUGUUCAUCAAGUACUCCAACCUCCAUGUCUUCCGGGCAGUGGAGCCUGCCCUGCUGCAGCGCUACCGGCACCAGGCCUGCAACCCUCGGCUCAGUGAGGACAUCUACCACCGCUGUGUACAGAGCAGCCUGGAGGGCAUAGGCUCUCGCUCCCAGCUGGCCAUGGUCCUUUUUGAGCAGGAGCAGGGGAACAGCACCUGAACCCUGGAUCCUGGAGGGCCUGGCCCUCCCAUGCCAUGCCUGCCCGCCCACUCCACUUCUUCUGCUGCCCAAAUCUGUCUUCCUUCUCCAGAGGCUGCAGGGGGAUUGCUGGUGUCCAAGCCUGUGACUUGCCCCACUGGGACUGCCCAGGCCGGGGUCUGCCAGCCCAGGGUGCCUGGGUCUUUCUCAAGUGGCCACGGCUGUGCAGACCCCACAGCAAGAUGGGAUCAGAGUCACUGAGCUGCAGGCUGGAAUGCCUGGCUCCUCAUCCAGAGCUGCUGGCUGCUGGUCCCAUCCCUCUGUCCUGGCCCUGCUGCUGAGCACUGGGGAGAUGGGCUGCCCUCUCUUGCUGUUCCCCCUCAACUGGGGGAAUGUAGAGCCCAAAGUCCCCCUGCUGCAGGGCCGUGACUGCCACAGGGCCUGGAGUGAUCCCUCAUAGUUCCCCCACUGUCCUGGGACAGGACUGUGCCCCUCGCUCCUUUGGAGCAUUGGCCUGGUUUACAGGGAGGGACAUGUCCCUGUACCUGCCACAAGCUUGGACAGUGGAAUGGGAUACAUCCCAUCCCAAAAGAGCAAUAAGGAUGUUGGUUUUGGGGUUUUGCCACUUGGCAAUGAGCUGGAGUGCUCCUGGCUGGUUGGGGUGUGAGGAACUUGGCCCCUGGGGCUGGUGGGUGUAGGGAGUGCCAGAGGGAAUCCUGCUGAUUUCACGUACCGUGAGCUGCUCCCCAUGGGAACCAUGACCCAGGCCAUUUCGGCCUUCGCAGUAUUGAUAGAAUGUCGGAGGUCACAGCCCUCAGACGAGAGCCUCCUGACAGAGGUGGGAUCCCUCCCCGCUGUGGGGCUGCCCUCAGGGUCGAGGGACAUUGUGCCCGACACUGAUGGGCAUGGCAGAGGGUUUGGCUGUGCAUCUCCUAAGGAGAAAGCGACUGAGGAGCCGCUCUCUGCUCCUGCUUUGUAUUUAAUGGGGGGGGGAAGGAGGGGGAUGGGGUGCAUUUACACUAAUAAAAUGGAGAGAUGUAGCGGUGGGUCCGGCUGAUUCUUUCAUGAGGCACCUGUGGGUGUUCUGCUGGGGGUCUGUGUGGUGGUAGGUGCUGGCUGCUUGUAUAAAUUCUGUCUGCAGCUGGCAGGACAGAUUCCUUACAGAGAUGCUUCUUUCCCCAAGCACCUGCAACAUCCUUUACCUGAGUCAGCUGCUCGAGUGAGCUGAACUCUGCCCUCCAGGAUCUGGGAUCAGCUCUGAAGGAAACUCCCAGGCCAGACACUGGACCUGAGCCCUGUGUUGGAUCGCUAGUGCUGGAUCUGCCCUCUCUGCAUUGCUUUCACCCUUUUUUGGGCUGUUUUAUAUCUCAGGGCUUCUCAGCACUUGUGUUUUCCAGUUCUGAGUUGGGCAGAGCACUGUAGUCCUGUCCUGGACUGUUUUCAUCACCUACAGCUCCUAUUUGCAUUAUGAGGUGUGGGGACUGUUCCCUGCCCAUGCUGCCUGCUCCAGGCAUGAUUUUCAUGACUCCAUGUGCUCUUCCCACCAGCCCUUUACCCAUCGUGUUUUACUGCUUCAUGAAGUACAUGUAUCAAAGAGACACCCCCAAGAAAAUUAACUGAACCUACUUGCUAUUACUUACCAAGGCUGCUAGUGCUCAGCAAAGCUCAUGGAGAGCCCCUGGGCUGUGUGGUAUGCCUUUUCCAAAGAUACCUCAUUCAUCUCUUCCUGCUCUAGUCUCUGUAGCCAUGGUGUUGGAGUGUAUAUGUUUAAAUAUAAUUUUAUUUCAGAGAGUAACUGUUAGCUUGUACUGAGUAUUUCUAUUUUUGAUCUUCCCUGAGCACAUCCUUAAUUCCCUUUAAGUGGAAAACUGGGACAGAGGGAGGGAGGCAGAUGCAGGUGUGUUACAGAUACAUUUAUCCUCUGAAAAGCAGACCAAGUCCUAAGAUGUGAUUAAGCAUUACAAGAGUAUCCAAAUGGUAAUAAAGUGGCUUUAAAUCAA